AUUUCAUAGUGGGAAGGCAAGGUAAAGGGGGAGAGAGCGAUAAAGGCUCCAUUUCAAUCGCAGAUCUUCUUCCUCACGCAAGAUCAACUCCAUAGCUCUUCCCUCUGCUUCUGCCUCUUUAAGGAUCGCCCGACAAACGCAAAGGCCAAUUUCUCCAUAAUCCCCCGCUUUUAAGGGAGUGUCUUCCUCGAUCUUCUCGUGUUAGUGGGCGCCCACACCGUGAUUUCACCCCGAUAUCCACCGGUGCCGAGCUGGUUUGCGGCGAUUGGAAAGAGGGUGCUCUGAUUUGGGCAUGGAAGCGUAAAUGGGUUCCGGAAAAGGAGCAACUUCCUCUUCUUCUCCUCGGCAGAUGGACGCUUCCAUCUCAGGCGAGUUCUCAGGACUCCGCCAGAGGCACCGACAAGAUCUUGAACAUUUGACCCUAACUACACAACCUGUCAAAACGUUGAAGUUCUUCACUCUUGCUGUUGUUCAAUAUCUUAAGCGAGUAAUAUCUUAUCUUCUAGCAAAAGGUGGCUACCUUUUGUUAUUAAGCAUUGGGACAGUAGCUGUUGGAAUCUUGCUUGUAACUUUAGAUGGCCCCCAUGAAAAGCAUGUUGAGGAGAUCUCCAAUUAUGUUCGGUAUGGAAUUUGGUGGAUAGCCCUUGGAGUUGCAUCGUCAAUUGGUCUUGGAUCGGGCUUGCACACUUUUGUCCUUUAUUUGGGCCCCCAUAUUGCAUUCUUCACUAUCAAAGCAAUGCAGUGCGGUAGGGUGGAUUUGAAAAAUGCUCCAUAUGAUACAAUACAAUUGAAAAGAGGUCCAUCGUGGCUCGGCAAGGAGUGCUCUGAGUUUGGGCCACCAUUGUUUGAGCUAGUGGAUGGGCUUAGGGUCCCCCUGAGCAGCAUUCUGCCCCAGGUCCAGAUCGAGGCUGUUCUAUGGGGACUUGGCACUGCCCUUGGGGAGCUUCCACCAUAUUUUAUUUCUAGGGCAGCGAGGUUAUCUGGAGGUAGAUUGGACAUGGAAGAACUGGAUGGUUCAUCUGGUGAAGAUGGUGGAGCUGUAGCUCAUUACCUCAGGGAAAUUAAGCGCUGGCUCCUGACACAUUCUCAGCAUAUGAACUUCUUUACCAUAUUAGUGCUUGCCUCGGUGCCAAACCCUCUCUUUGACCUCGCUGGCAUCAUGUGUGGUCAAUUUGGGAUCCCGUUCUGGAAGUUCUUCCUUGCUACUUUGAUUGGGAAAGCAAUAAUUAAGACUCACAUACAGACGGUCUUCAUCAUUUCCGUUUGCAAUAACCAACUGCUGAAUUGGAUGGAGAACGAGUUGAUUUGGAUGCUAAGCUCUAUCCCAGGACUUGCUUCUGUAUUGCCCCCGCUCAUGACCAAACUCCAUGCUGUCAGGGAUAAGUAUCUCACAGCAUCUCCUACAGUUCCUUCGAAUAUCAAGGUGAAGAAAUGGGACUUUUCUUUUGCAUCGAUAUGGAACUCAAUUGUAUGGCUCGUGCUCGUCAACUUCUUCAUCAAGAUUGUGACCUCCACUGCACAAACAUAUCUCAAGAAACAGCAGGAGAAAGAGCUUGAUGCCUUGACUAACAAACUUUCUUCUUCAGUAAAUACGAACUGAAUCCUCUACUCAAGUUUCUUGGUAAGGGUGACGACUCUAGACAUAUCCUUUUAUCAGUUUCUUUUCUCUUCCGCUACGAGGAGUCAAUACGAAAUUGGAAUAGUGAUUGGCUCCGUUGACAAGACAAGAAAUUGUCCCCCAGAAAGUACGUUUGUGGGUCCGAGACAUUUUAGGAGAUUGUAUAGAAGUAGGAGGGAACGUAUCAUAUGUUCCAGCAGGAGAUGUUGCAGGUUUUACUCGGAUCCCGCUUAGUGUUUUGGGGGAAAUCAUUGUUUUCGGGCAGUUCUUUGCCCGCAUUAAGGAUCAACAGGAUAUCUGGAAUCUCAUUAUUCUUUGGAAAUUCAAAGACAGAACCCUAUCUGCUUUUUGUCCU
Punica granatum (pomegranate) is the source of this 1973-nucleotide messenger RNA. Lineage: Eukaryota; Viridiplantae; Streptophyta; Magnoliopsida; Myrtales; Lythraceae. The record is from RefSeq and is a predicted model, not a curated record.